AAACUGAAACAUUUACGUGUAAAAAUGAGCUUGUUUAAGGUUAGCUGCCCGGCCAACUUAAUAUGGCAUCCGACCGUCCACCACAGUCUGCUGCUGUUGCGCGCCUUGAGGCAACCUCACACGUUGCUUCUUUCUGAGGUUGCAUCACCGGUAAUCAAUCCGUUAUCAUUCCCUUUGCUCUUCCAGCAAACAAUGCACAUCAACAUCUCCCGCGCUCGGGAAGAUGAAUCGCAGCUCGAUGGCAAGGCGUGCUGUUUUUAUCAACCCGAGCAUAUACUGAGCUUUGUUUUCUCAUCCGCCGAGGUGAAGGAAGGGGGUGAGAUGCGAGAUAAAGUUCGAGCAGAGCUUCCAACGUACUUGGAUACUGCGGUCGUUGCUUCGCACAUUCUGAAUGCCGUCGAUGCGGUGUUGGUAGCACUUUCCGCGAAUGCGAUGGAGACGACGCGGCAACUUCAUUCCGUUGUUAUGGAUCUGAUGGAGCAGUUAGAGGCUACGAUUGACGAUAACAACGCGAAGGAAGAGCAUGUGGGCGAGCAAGACGAACCACUCAGUACGUGGCCGCUGUACACGGCUUUGCAAUUCCUCAUCGAGCAGGGAGGGCUUUUGACGUCCGCCUUCCCACGUAUCCAUCAGGCAUACGAAUUUCUAAACCAAAAGAACACGUGCAUUCGACAACAUCGACGCUUUAUGGAGCGCACCAUUAAGGAAUUUCGAAUCAAUGGGGAAAAAAGUGAUUUGGAUAGCUUGGAAGAAACGUACCCUCAACGAGGCUUUCUGAUAGAGGUUCAGCGACGUCUUAAUGAUUAUACGACAAGCACGUCAGAGAGGAUGAGCAUGGAUGUGGUUGGAGAUAAAGGUGCGCUUCCGAGCCGAACGCAAGGUGGUCGUUUAGGGAUUCAGGCCGUUCCUGCACGGCUGCCAUGGACGAUGCAACGAACGAAUCUCACACAGCGAUAGGAAAUGCACACGCAAGGAUCUGAAGGAUUUCUUCUUUUGUGUUGUUACCUUGUUUUGUAUCGGAAGGAGGCAUAUAUCUUUCACUCGUGAUCACUCUAAAUGGCAGCAGAAUUAACGCUCAAAUCCGAAUUUUCAAAUUCACUCUUCUAUUGGCGUGAGGGAUUCAGGUUGAUCUCAGGGCAAUCUAUUUCGCUCCUCGUCAACUACGCGAUUAACCAAAUUGCACUCAUCCGCAACCCCAUUAGUCGCUGAUCCCUAGGCUAAA
Phytomonas sp. EM1 is the source of this 1222-nucleotide messenger RNA. Lineage: Eukaryota; Euglenozoa; Kinetoplastea; Trypanosomatida; Trypanosomatidae. The record is from the annotation of a GenBank genome assembly.